Molecule: messenger RNA, 2018 nt
Organism: Carya illinoinensis
Lineage: Eukaryota; Viridiplantae; Streptophyta; Magnoliopsida; Fagales; Juglandaceae
Product: DNA polymerase epsilon subunit 3
Exons: 3
Coding region: 43-507 (154 amino acids)
Biological process (GO): DNA damage response; leading strand elongation; heterochromatin formation
Cellular component (GO): epsilon DNA polymerase complex; CHRAC
Molecular function (GO): protein heterodimerization activity; chromatin DNA binding
Source: RefSeq, a predicted model, not a curated record
GCUACAACUUUGAAUUUAUAAUUAUUUAAAACUUUGAAUGAUAUGAGCUCUACAUCUUCAAGGACUCGGAAAGCCGAAACAAUGGCGGGAAACAAAACCCUAGAAACCCACAAAGAUGAAAGGGUGAGUGCUACAACUGAUAGCAGAAAGAAAGAGAUGGAUAAAGUGAUACCGGAGGCGGGGGAGCUGCCAAGAGCUAUCGUCCGCCGGGUCGUGAAGAAUAAGCUCUCCCAAUGCUCCCACGACUGCGACAUGUCCGUUCACAAAGAGUCCCUCCUCGCUUUCUCCGAGAGCGCUCGCAUCUUCAUUCACUACCUGUCCGCUACGGCUAAUGAUAUAUGUAGGGAAUCGAAGAGGCAGACUAUCAACGCUGAUGAUGUGCUGAAAGCGCUUGAAGAAAUCGAGUUUCCGGAGUUCCUGAAGCCUCUUAAAGCCUCUCUUGAUGGGAAAAGUGUUUUCUUGUUUAUUCUGGUGGAAAUGCAUGUGUGGAUACUUGAAAGAAGGUAACUCCAAUGGAGCUAUUUACAGUUGGUCCAGACUUUCUCCCAAUCUCUGUUAUGAACAAGGUCUGCAGAGAAGCUUUGGAGAUUUUUAUCAAAUUUAGGAUUUGAUCGCUAAAAAAAGCUGCCAACUACCAAGUAUAGGCGCCAAGCUCAGAAAUGAGCAUUGGAACUUUUUAUUGGUAAGGGGAAAUUUAGUUAUGGAGGAAUAUUCAGUAAUGAGAGUAAAGGUUGGUUUUGUGCCCUCUCAGUUAUGUCUCAAUUUGCUAUAUGGAACGCAUUGAACAAGUGAUUUGCAAUCUAACUUGCACUAAAAUGGCUCUUGCUGAUUUUAGAAGCAGUAUUGAGAUUUUCAGCUCCUUUUAAGUUCUUCUGGACUUUGCUUUUAUAGUAACAUAGGACAGCUUGAGCAAGCAAGUUGGUUGAGCCACGAAGGUGUCAAAACAAGGCAAGUUUGAAUUGCUCUGAGUGAAUUGCUGUGAAGGUCUUAGUUAAGCUUUCCUUUGUGCCUUUGCAAAAUAAGCAUGGAAUACCAUUAAAACUUGGAAUCUCCUUAUCUUUUUCUUUUUUUUAAUUCUUUUUUUAUAUUUAAAAAUUUAUUAGUAUCAAUAGGUGUAGCCAAGUACACUAGAUGUAUACAAGAGAGAGGGCAUAGAAAUAGAUACAAGGAAAUCGUGAACAUUAAGCCCAUGAUAGGGAAAUGAUCCGAACAAAGCCCAAGAGGGAGAAAUUAGAAACCUAUCCAAUCUAGAUCAGCCCGAUUAGAUGACCAUGUGAAUGAUCCUCCAAUCUCUUGCUUGUGACAAAGACGCACCUCCCCCGAUCCUCCAAUCUAGAUUUCGCCCAUAAACUCCAGCAAAGGCCCAUUCGAAAUCAUCUACCACCUUUUAAAAAAGGUAAGCCACUAUAAAUUCCCCGACACACUUCUUAACUCUCUCCGGCACUCUUGUAUCCCACAAAAUUAAUACUCCACCCGAAGCUCCCUUAGAAGCUAAAUAGGACCAUCCUAAGUAUUGGCAACUCCACAAACUCCGAACAAGCAAUUCAAAACACACAAUAUCAACUUUCAACAAGCGGAGGAACUUUUUAGUUUGGAGACACUUAUUAAUCUUGUUUAUUCCCUGAACAUUCCAAGUUAAAUUAUUGGGCUUUACAAUACAACUGGUUUUGCCCACCCUCUAGUCCUCCUUGACUUGGACUACCUCCCUUAGCAUCGUUGUUGAUUUGCCCAAGUAAGACGCUUUAACUUCCUGCUCUUCUUAGAUCUUGGUUUUGUUCCAAGUAAGUGACCCGCUUCAAUUUCUGUAUAUAUUGCUGUGAAUUGGUCCUCAAAUCCUCCACAUGUAGUCCCCACACUGCUGUAUUUCGUUAACCUUUUGCAAAACCCAAUCCUUCUAGGCAUGGGCAAACUGGAAAUGGAUCCUUGGGGGAAGCCAACCACAAGAUUAUUGCUUGGCCAAGUUACAAUUACUAAAUAACAUAAAAAAAUAAAUAAACAAAAUUGGAGACUUUUUGUUU